UAAAUAUAUAUGUUCCAUAUGUCUGCAUAUCGCUUCACAGACUUCGGUUACGAUUGCACUCACUGUUGUAAAGCCAACUCGAAAGCUAUGCCCAAUGGUAUAGAGGGUGUCACCAGUGGCAUUCGCCAAAACGUCGUCUAAUGUGAAAGAUAUUGACGUCAUACAUUAUGAGACUGCCGAAUUUAACUCAAAUAUAUAUCAGGAAAG
Molecule: messenger RNA, 207 nt
Organism: Acanthoscelides obtectus
Lineage: Eukaryota; Metazoa; Arthropoda; Insecta; Coleoptera; Chrysomelidae
Source: the annotation of a GenBank genome assembly